Messenger RNA from Pyrus x bretschneideri (Chinese white pear), 1089 nucleotides. Its product is annotated as probable ascorbate-specific transmembrane electron transporter 1. NCBI's taxonomy places the organism in Eukaryota, Viridiplantae, Streptophyta, Magnoliopsida, Rosales, Rosaceae. The record is from RefSeq and is a predicted model, not a curated record. Gene Ontology annotation, molecular function: oxidoreductase activity. The coding region runs from base 322 to 993 and encodes 223 amino acids. The transcript has 4 exons.
CUAUUUACUGCCGACGACUUGACUUAGCCAUAUGGGACACACAGAAACAGAAUGCAAAAAACAUAUUCCAAGUUUUUGGCCUCGACACCUAAAGAUCAGCCGGCUAGACGGUUUUCCAUAUUCCACGUACUGGGCGGCAUCGAUACUUCGAAUUCUCAUUCAAAUAUUGUUUACUUUGGGCAAAUAAAACUCUAAUCCUUACAUUGAUUUCAUCAAAAUUUCCCUUCUUUUCUAAUCAACAAUGUUUCUCUUGGUGUGUUUUAAAUACAGUCCUAGUAAAGCUUGUAGCUCUGGAUAGGGUAACACUUACACAUUACAACAAUGGCACCUAAGAGUCGUAGCUACCAACUUUCAGCAACCCCAGCUACAUUAUUUGGGCAUUUGCUAGCUAUAGCCAUAACAACCCUGGUUCUUGUUUGGACCCUAAAGUUCCGCGGUGGCUUCGCUCUCGAAUCUGGCAUCAAAGAGAAAAUUUUGAAUGUUCAUACGUUUCUAAUGGUGGUCGGGUUUAUUUUGAUCGGUGGAGAAGCAAUCAUGGCAUACAAGACGGUCCAAGGGACAAGGAACACACAAAAAGGGGUGCACCUGAUAUUGCAUCUUCUAGCCCUGGCGGCUAUAAUUUUUGGGUUGUACUGUGCUAUCCACUUUAAUCACGAAUCCGGAGUUCCACAUUUUCUUACCUUACAUUCCUGGCUCGGCAUAACAACCAUCUCUUUAUUUGGUCUUCAGUACUUGUUUGGCUUCGUGCUCUAUGUGUUUCCGGGUGGAGACAUGUCGUCGAGGGGAAAUUUUAUGCCAUGGCACACAUAUUUUGGGAUGGUGAUAUUUCUUCUAGCAGUGUGCACGGCUGAGACAGGGUUAAUGGAAAGGUUCUUUUUCUUGGCCGUAGUAAAAAUUAAUCAAGAAGUGCUUAUAGUCAACUUCACUGGUCUUUUGCUCUUUCUCUUCGCAGCCACCGUCAGCCUCACCGUCCUCCUCCCUCGGCUUUAUUAACUAAUACCAACCAGUCAUCUUUACCUUAGUAUAUUUUUCUUAUUAAAUUUUGUUUUGAGACGAAUUAUUUUUGUUGUUGUUUUUAUAGAGCGUUAU